Molecule: messenger RNA, 1209 nt
Organism: Hirundo rustica (Barn swallow)
Lineage: Eukaryota; Metazoa; Chordata; Aves; Passeriformes; Hirundinidae
Gene: GTF3C6
Product: general transcription factor IIIC subunit 6
Exons: 6
Coding region: 282-869 (195 amino acids)
Biological process (GO): transcription by RNA polymerase III
Cellular component (GO): transcription factor TFIIIC complex
Source: RefSeq, a predicted model, not a curated record
GUCCGUCCCCAGAGCUGCGUGGUUCUGCCUGUUCUCCCUACGGCUUCGUGGGGAAAGAACUUACAGUUUCUGUUGCUUCGUAUCGCCAUAAAAUCACAGAAUCAGAGAAGGGUUUGGGUCUCAAGGGCCUUUAAAACUCAUCUGGUUCCAACCCUGUGCCAUGGGCAGGGACACCUUCCCCUAGACCAGGUUGCUUAAAGCCUCAUCCAGCCUGGUCUUGUCCACAGAUUCUCUAGGCAACCUGUUCCAGUGCCACACCCCCCACCUCGGAGCAACUGGUCAUGGUCGAGCUAUCAGGAAUCAUUGAUUCAGACUUCUUAGAAAAAUGUGAAAACAAGUGCAAGAUUUUGGGAAUAGAGACAGAGAGGCCCAUUUUACAAGUGGACAGAUAUGUAUUUGCAGGAGAAUAUGAAGAUACCUUGGGAACCUGUGUGGUUUUUGAAGAAAACACAGAGCAAGUAGAUGCAGAAGGCAACCAGAAAGUUCAGCUGAAAUACAAGUGCCACACUGUGAAGAAGUUGAACAUGACACGGACCCUUCUGACAGAAAAGAAGGAAGGUGAAGAGAAUGUUGGUGGAGUAGAGUGGUUGCAGAUCAAGGACAGAGACUUUUCCUACAGCAGGCCUAAUAUGAUUUGCAGUUUUCUGCCUGAAAAGGAUGAUUCUGAGGAGUCAGCUCAGGCCCAAGACAAAUUGACUGAAGAGUCAGAGGGAGAGGGGAGUGGCAAAGGAAAUUCUGACAUGAACUGUGACCUGGAAAAGCAGCACACCUUGGAAACAGAUGCCCCCAUUCCUCUGCCUGGCAGCUCUGCUUCUGGGGCAGAGGAAUCUCCUUCUGGAAAUGCUGCCUUAGAGGAUAUACCUCCAUGAUACUAACUCUGGUCUUUUCAGGAUUUCAUGGAAUUAAUGGGUCAACUUUUAUAGGCCAUGACAUGGUUUCCACCUUAUCUGAAAAAUGAGUAGUGGAAAAACAGACAUUAUGUUCUUGUGCAUUGCUUUUGUGUUUGAAUUAUAGUGGGAGGGGCUUAAGUGUUUUUUUCAAAUUACUGACUGGAAGUGUAAUCCCUACCUCAAAACUGAACAAGUGGAAAUGGUUACAUAAUUAAAAGAAAGUCUUAACUUGGAAAAAUGUUGAUGUAUUGUACACUCUGAAACAUUUUGUAAAAAGAGCAAAACACCAUUGUUUAAAAUAAAGUCCUGAAUUUUUCAA